Messenger RNA from Mytilinidion resinicola, 600 nucleotides. RefSeq lists its product as uncharacterized. NCBI's taxonomy places the organism in Eukaryota, Fungi, Ascomycota, Dothideomycetes, Mytilinidiales, Mytilinidiaceae. The record is from RefSeq and is a predicted model, not a curated record. The transcript has a single exon. The coding region runs from base 81 to 371 and encodes 96 amino acids.
UUCCUGUCUUCAACAUCAUCCACGCUAAUAGCUCCACAGUAUGCUGUAUUUCAAGUCUUCCGUCGAAACCUCCUCCAAGUAUGAGAUCUCAGCAGCCUUACCAUUACUCACGACUCGAAGGAGCAGACGCUAUCAGGCUGGUCGUCAUUCAGCCUUCCACGGACCUUGCCGCGCCAGUUCAAUGUUCGCUCCUCCACGCUUCACUCGUAGAAUGCGAGGAUGACAUCGUUGAUCAUUAUGUUGCCCUCUCAUAUGUUUGGGGUGACCAGAACAAUCGCCGCGCCAUCGAGGUAGACAGGAGGACUCUCAACAUCACAGCCUCGCUCGAUGAAGCACUUCGGCAUCUUCGAGAUCAUCGUAACACUCUGUGAGUAUGGGCAGACGGAGUUUGUAUCAACAAAAAAGAUGUUGAGGAAAGAAAUGAGCAAGACAGGCUGAUGGGAAGAGUCUACGAGCAUGCCGCUCAUACGAUCGUUUUUCUUAGACUAGCGAGCCAAGAAACAGACCUUCUGUUUAAUAUUUCCAAAUCUUUACGGCCACCAGGACAACUGGGGCACAGCAGGGCUUUCCUGGAACAAUUUAGGGGGCUAUCGAUCCGUG